GGUGGUGCUUAGGAUUGGUGUUGCUGAGGGUUGGUGGAGCUGUGGGUUGGUGGUGCUGUGGGUCGGUGGAGCUGUGGGUUGGUGGUGCUGAGGGUUGGUGUUGCUGUGGGUUGAUCGUGCCGUGGGUUGCGGUGCUGUGGGCUGGUGGUGCUGUGGGUUGGUAUUGUUGUGUGUUGGUGGUGCUGUGGGUUGGUGCUGCUGAGGGUUGAUCAUAACAUGGGUUGGUGGUGCUGAGGGUCGGUGCUGCUGUGGAUUCGUGGUGCCGCGGGUUCGUGGUGCCGCGGCUCGGCGUAACCGCGGGUCGGUGGUGCCGUGGGUUCGUGGUGCCGUGGGUUCGUGGUGCCGUGGGUUCGUGGUGCCGCGGCUCGGCGUAGCCGCGGGUCACCCCGGCGCCGCUCGGCCCAUGGUUCCGUCGGAGGUCCCGGCGCUGCAGCGCGCGGUGACGGCGGGCAGAGCGCGGCUGGCGCGGCUGCUGCUGGAGGGCGGCGCGUACAUCAACGAGGGCGACGCGCGGGGCCGCACGGCGCUGAUGGCCGCGUGUCGGACGCGCUACGCCGACCCCGCGGAGCGGACGCGGAUGGUUCGCUUCCUCCUGCGGCGCGGAGCCGACCCCGACAUCGCCGACGCGGCCGGCAUGACGGCGCUGAUGCACGCCUGCGCCGAGCGAGCCGGGGCCGCCGUGGCCGCCGCGCUGCUGGAGCACGGAGCCGACCCCAGCGCCAGGGAUUUCGGCGGCGGCUCGGCGCUGCUGUACGCCGCGCAGCGCGGGGAUCGCCAGACGCUGCAGGCGCUGCUGGACGCGUGCGAGGCGAGAGGACGCGAAGUCAUCAUCAUCACCACCGCCACGUCGCCGUCGGGCACCAAAACCACGCGGCAGUACCUGCACGCGGCCCCGCCGUCCCCGGCGUCGUCGGCGUCGUCGUCUCCCGCCCCGUGCGCGUCGCCGUCCGAAGUGGAGCUGCGCGCCGUCGCCGCGUCGCCCGCCGGCGGAGAAACGGAACGCGAGGAGCGCGUCUUCCGCUUCCCGCCCGCCGUCGCUCCGCCGUCGACGGGCGACGCCGCCGCCCCGCCGCCCGGAGCCCGACGGCGGCCGCCGCGGCGCCUCGACUCGGAGCCGGCGGGGAGCCCCGCCGAGGGGGCGGCGGAGGGGACGGAGGGGCCGCGGCGGCACAGCGCGGAGGGCCGCGACGCCGACGGGACGGGAUCCCCGCCCGGCGAACCCCGGGUGUCCCCGCCGUCCCCGUCGCCGCCGUCGCUCCGCGGGCCCCGACGUGCGGUGCCGCCCCGCCCCGAAUCCCCUCCCGCUCCGCGCCGCCGCGCUCCCGGCUUGUUGCGGCGCCGCGGGUCCGGGCCGCUGCUCCUGGAGCCCCCCGGGGCGGGCAGAGCCCCGCCGACGGCACCGCUGCUGCCCCCCCUGCUCGACCCCCCUCCUCCGGGACCUCCGUCGCCCAAAGGCCGCCGUCAGCUGCUGCGCCGCCACUCCGUGCAGAACGAACAGAUGUGGCACGGCGCCGACGGCGGGGGGAGGCCGUGA
This is a messenger RNA of Phasianus colchicus (ring-necked pheasant), 1534 nucleotides long. It is a transcript of the gene ANKRD34A, whose product is annotated as ankyrin repeat domain 34A. Lineage: Eukaryota; Metazoa; Chordata; Aves; Galliformes; Phasianidae. Gene Ontology annotation, molecular function: protein binding. The record is from RefSeq and is a predicted model, not a curated record.